GAAAUCAUGGUGGGUCUGUUCGUUCUAUGAUCCCAGUCCCUUCCCCUCACUACAAAUCUAGGACCACAGAACAUAGGAAAGCAAGACAAGUAAAAUGCCCAGAGAAUCAUCUUGGAAUUUGGUGUCUACAUCACCUUGUGACCUUCAUCUUCACAUACAUGGUACGAUUUGCAGACUUAACAGAGAACUUGUGGUUGCAAAAUCAGCUAAAUUAGCCAUCCUACUCAAAGAAUGCCACCAUGAAGAGAAGCCUUCCCUUUCACUCCCAGACAUCCCUGGCGACACCAAAACCUUUGAGCUAGUUGCAAGGUUCUUCUAUGGUUUUGAACCGAAUCUCUCUGCUUCCAAUGUUAUCCCUCUUGCCUCUCUUGCUUACUAUCUAGAGAUGACAGAAGUUCACAGUCCCAAUAACCUCUUGAACAAGUCCCUUGCCUUCUUUGAGCAGAGAGUCCUUCCCAGCUGGAAUGAAUCCAUUAAGGCCUUUAGAACUUCAGAGAAUGUUAUUAAGCAAGCUUCAUCACUUGGUUUAAUCGAUGCCUGUUUGGAUUCACUCACCAAGAAGGCACUUUCAGAUCCCCACCUUCUUGGUGGACCAAUCCAAGAUGACAUUAAUGACAACAACAACAGCAACAGCAACAACAAUGGGGAGAGUUGGGUUUCUAGGAGGAGGCUUUUUGUUCAUGACUGUCAAUCAGAAGAUUUGAACACAUUGCCUCUCUGUCUUUAUGAACUCAUCAUGUUGGCCAUGAUUAAGCAUGGUGUUCGAUCAGAAUACAUAGCUGGGUCACUUUUCCGGUAUGCAAAGAAGUGGGCUUUCACAGAAUGUGGAGAGGCAAGUGUAUUGAUGUAUGUGAAGAUGGUUCCUCAGAGAGAAGUCAUUGAAGUUGUUCAGAGGCUUUUGCCUGAUAAAAGAAGCUUAAUACCUUGCAAGUUAUUGUCUGAAAUGCUCCGAGCAGCGAAUGCCUUGCAAGCAAGCUUGGAUUGCAUAAAUGGGUUUGAACUUAGGAUUGGGAAACAACUUGAUGAAGCCACUGUGGAAGAUCUCUUGAUACCUUGUCAAAAUUACUCGAGGGAAAUGCAGUAUGACACACAGUGUGUCAAGAGAAUUUUGAAGAACUUCUAUGGGAAUUACCCAUCUAAAGAUGAUCCAUCUAAGCUCAUCACAGUUGCAGUGCUGAUGGAUGAGUUCUUGGCAGAGGUUGCAGGGGAUAUUGAUAUGCAGAAGGACACAUUUACAUCAUUAGCAGAGAUGUCGGUUGCUGCAUCAAAUGGGACUGGAAGGAAUGCUGAUGGGAUAUAUAGAGCCAUUGAUAUUUACUUGGAGAAGCAUGGUUUCCUGACGGAAUCAGAGAGGGAUGAGGUAUGCAGGAUGCUGGAUAUCAAUAAUAUUUCAGCCGCGGCACGUGGACAUGCAGCGAAGAAUGAGAGGUUGCCGCUGCGGGUGGUGGUACAAGUGCUGUUUGUGGAGCAAUUGCAGCUGAGGAAUGUAAUUGCCAAUGAAAUGCAAGGUUUAGAGGAGAGGUGGGGAAGGGAGGAGGAGGAGGAGGAGGAGGUGGGGGUGGGAGGUGGGGAAGAGGAGGAGGUGAGGAUAGAGAUGGAGGAGAUGGAUGGGAGGGUGAUGGAGUUAGAGAAGGAGUGUUAUAAGAUGAGGAGAGAGAUUGAGAUGGGUGGGAGAAGCAAUUCACUAAAGAAGGACAACGGGAGCUUGUGGAAGCAAUUGAAGAGGAAGCUUGGGUGCACUAGUAGCAUUCAUUGCCAUGUGAAAAAAAGAGGAAAAAAAGAGGAACAUGCAUACAAGGGAUUUUCUAUUAUCUACAAAUAGGGAU
This is a messenger RNA of Telopea speciosissima, 1826 nucleotides long. RefSeq names its product BTB/POZ domain-containing protein At5g17580-like. The record is from RefSeq and is a predicted model, not a curated record. Bases 95 to 1822 code for a protein of 575 amino acids. NCBI's taxonomy places the organism in Eukaryota, Viridiplantae, Streptophyta, Magnoliopsida, Proteales, Proteaceae. Gene Ontology annotation, molecular function: protein binding. The transcript is spliced from 3 exons.